This is a messenger RNA of Ctenopharyngodon idella (grass carp), 3877 nucleotides long. It is a transcript of the gene napaa, whose product is annotated as N-ethylmaleimide-sensitive factor attachment protein, alpha a. NCBI's taxonomy places the organism in Eukaryota, Metazoa, Chordata, Actinopteri, Cypriniformes, Xenocyprididae. Gene Ontology annotation, biological process: synaptic transmission, glutamatergic; intracellular protein transport; SNARE complex disassembly. The record is from RefSeq and is a predicted model, not a curated record. The transcript is spliced from 11 exons. Gene Ontology annotation, molecular function: soluble NSF attachment protein activity; syntaxin binding. Bases 133 to 1020 code for a protein of 295 amino acids. Gene Ontology annotation, cellular component: vacuolar membrane; synaptobrevin 2-SNAP-25-syntaxin-1a complex; terminal bouton.
AAAGUCUUAGAGAAUUUACUUCCGAUUUCCGCAUGAUGUGUCAAUAAAACAAAUAACUUCAUUCAGGGGAUGUGAAUGGGAUAUUGCUUGGAUAUCAUUCCCUACAGUGCGGUUCAAAUCUAAUCUGACAAAAUGGAUUUCUCUGGAAAAGAAAAGGAGGCUUUGGCCAUUAUGGCUGAGGCAGACAAGAAAAUGAAAACGUCGCAUUCGAUGUUUGGAACGUUUUUCGGGAGUUCCUCCAAGGUCGAGGAGGCCUGUGAAAUGUACGUGAGAGCUGCCAACAUGUUCAAGAUGGCAAAGAACUGGAGUGCCGCAGGAGAUGCCUUCUGCAAAGCUGCACAGCUGCAUUUGCGGGUGCAAAACAAGCACGACGCAGCCGUAAACUUUCUUGAUGCUGGUAAUGCAUUCAAAAAGUCUGAUCCUCAAGAGGCAGUAAACUGUUUCUGUCAGGCCAUUGACAUCUACACAGAUAUGGGUCGUUUCAACAUAGCAGCAAAACACCAUAUAUCCAUUGCAGAAAUCUAUGAAUCUGAGUUAUUGGACAUUGAGAAAGCCAUUUCUCAUUAUGAACAGGCAGCAGAUUAUUUCAAAGGGGAGUCGUCCACCAGUUCAGCCAACAAGUGUCUUCUCAAAGUGGCGAACUAUGCGGCUCAGAUGGAGCAGUACCAGAAAGCCAUUGAAAUAUAUGAGCAGAUUGGGACUUACGCCAUGGACACUACCCUGUUGAAGUAUGGUGCUAAAGACUAUUUCUUCAAAGCAGCGCUGUGUCACUUCUGUGUGGACAUGCUCAACUGCAAGCUGGCUGUACAGAAGUAUGAAGAACUGUUCCCAGCCUUCUCAGAUGCUAGAGAGUGCAGACUUCUUAAGAAACUUCUUGAUGCAUAUGAAGAGCAGAACAUUGAUGCAUACGCUGAUGCAGUAAGGGAAUUUGACUCCAUCUCCAGGCUUGAUCAGUGGCAGACCACUAUGAUACUAAGAAUCAAGAAGACCAUUCAGGACGAGAACGACGACCUUCGCUAAUGUGAAGUCAUGAUUCCAAGCACACCACCCAUUCUCCUGUCCAUCUUCUCUCUUAACUAUUAUUCCAUUCUCACAAUGUAUUUGUGUAAAUUAAGGUCACGUGCACUUUGUCUUGAGCCUUUUUCUCCCAAAUCCUACAGUCUUCAAGGAAAUAUAGCUUUUAUCUCCAAGAACACUGUGAAGUCUUCUAGAAUGACACUAGGUAGGAUUUAUGUUACAAGCUUUGACCAUAACUUCCUUUAGUUUUAAAUGUAACUGAUUAUAAAUGUGAUUAUUGUAUAUGUUACCAUUUUCGUCCAUGCUUGUGCAGCUUCAGUAGUUAUUUUAUUUAUCAUUCUUUUAUUAUUGGUUGUAAAUUAACUUUUGAUUGUCAUUUAUUAUAGAUCCAGCCGCAAGGCUUUGUAUGUGUCAACAUUAAUUAGUAGAAUUUAUUAUCAGAAUCAGAAAGAGCUUUAUUGCCAGAUAUGUUUACACAUACGAGGAAUUUGUUUUGGUGACAGAAGCUUAGUGAUAAUUAUUAUUAUCAGUGAUUAUAAUUAUUAUAAUUAAGUAUUUAUAAUUUGCGCAAAAUACUGUAACUAUGAUUAGCUAGAAUCAGCUGAGACAACACUAAUUGCCAUUAUCUUGUUUUCCUCUAUGGAGGACAUGAUCAAGAACUAAUUUUCUUCAGUUGGGAUAGUUCACCCAAAAAUGAAAAUUGUCAUUUACUCACCCUCAAAUUGUUCCAAACCUGUAUGAGUUUCUUUCUUCUGCUGAACACAGAAGAAGAUAUUUUGAAGAAUGUCGGUAACCAAACAGUUGAUGGACCCUUUUGACUUCCAUAUUCAUACUAUGGAAGUCCCAUCAUCUGUUUGGUUAUCGACAUUCUUCAAAAUAUCAUCUUUUGUGUUCAGCAGAAGAAAGAAACUCCUACAGGUUUGGAACAGCUUGAGGGUGAGUACGUAAUUUUCAUUUUUGGGUGAACUUUCCCUUUAAAAACUGAUUAAGAAUUAUCAUAAAUUGAUGAUUUUUCUGUUUUUUGUACCUAAACAUAGAAGAGUGAAUCUGUAUGAUGGUAAUUGCAGUAUUUUGAAGGACUGGAGGAUGUGAGGUUGUAUUAGUCCUCUCUCUGAAUGUGCAAUGGUUAACUGUGCAAUUUCUUUAUGAUGUAUAGUGAAUGAAAUAGUUUUUAACAACCGUUCGGACACAUUUCUCAAUACUUGAGUCACUUUUUCAAAACUCUUCACACAGUGAGCAUAACAUCAGUCUAUGUGGGCUAAACUGUGGAUCAAUAUUUUCUCACUUAGACAAACACUGCCAAAACUCUGAAGCCAAUUUGCAUGUUUACAUACUCUUUUCAAAACUGUUAAACCUAAGCUCAAAAGCUAACAUAACACAAAAAAAUAAAUAAGACAGCAAUUUUCUACAUUUCUACAGAAAUACCAUAUUGAAAUAUAUUCUGAAUCUAAAAAAUGAAAUUUUAUCAAAACAAUUAGAUGUAGCUGAACACCUACAGUACAUUGGUGUUAAGGGCCGUUCACACAGAACAUGUUUUUGCUCUAAAAAACACGAGAUGCAUGUCAGAGAUGUGCAUUUUAAAAGUUGAACAUAUAUAAACUUGAUAACCGUGUUUUUAGAUCGGCGUAUCAUGCAGUUAAAUACUUCCAUCUAGUGCGUUUACAUAGAAGAACGGUGGAAAAGUAGCGCAGUAGAAUGGAAAAUCAUUUGGACACUGCAAUGAAUUGAAACACUUGAGAGAUGUCAUUCCUGUUUUGUUAAGAAAUUUUUACAAAAGAAAAUGUGUAAUGCUACCUUUUGCUAGUGAUUUUUAGGUUGUCGUUUCAUGGGUGACAAAGUGUGUUUGUUUACUAGUGUUAUGAAAGAAUGACUUGAUCUGAGACAUGUAUGGAGUGUUUUGUGUAGUUUUAGUGUAUUUCGAAUGUGAAAUUAACUGCUGUGCCAAGCUGAAUGUUGUUUUGGACAACUGUGUGAAGGGUUUUGAAAAAGUGACAUAAGUAUUGAGAAAUGUGUCCUAGCGAUUGUAAAAAAAAAAAAAAAAAAAAACCUUACUUGAGGAACCAGCUUGCCAAAAAGUUGUCCUAGUUUUUCUUAAGCUAAUAUCAUGCUGUUUAAUUUAUUGAUGUUAGAGUACUCAAAAAACACUCAAAUUAUUUAGCCUGUUUUUUUAAGAUUACACAUUUCAAUUAAUAGUAAAAUUCCAUCAAAUUGAAUUGAAUAAUCCUUACAUAUUGUUCAUAUUAUGAAUUAAUAAUUUUAAAUGAGUAAAAAAAAAAAAAAACUAGAGCUUAAUAAAACAUUUUGUUGAACAAGGGAAUGGAUGGUUUAGUUUAUGUGAUUCAUAUUCUAUUUAAAAAAAAAAAAAAAAAAAAAUGAAAAUAUGUUUAAAUUUAGGAAUAUGUAUCAAAAACUAAGUGGUCCAUUCCCUUUUUCUAUUAAGAUUUAUACAAAAUAUUUUAUUCAUCUUUUUUUUUUUUUACUAAUUUAAAAUUCUUAAUUUGUAAUAUGAAUAAUAUGUAAGGAUUAUUCAAUUCACUUUGACGUAAUUUUACUAUUAACUGAAAUUCGUAAAUCUUUAAAAAAGGCUUUUUUUUUUGAGUGCAGGAUCGUAUUGUUUACGUUAAAUGUUUUUCGUGUUGACAAUUUCAUCUACAUACACAUUGAUGCUUACGACUAAUUAUAUACCAAUACAGGACCUUGAGCAUGGAAAAAAAGCAUGGCAGAAUAAGCUUAAUGUAACAAAAAAAUGAAGUAUAACACAGUACAAGGUGUUACAACAGUCGAAGCAUGCAUGUAUUCACCAAAGCUGUUAUGUUAAACUGAUUUAAAAAGCGAAUAAAUGAUAUGAUUCCCCAUAUAA